GGGCUAACGUCCUGGGUCUGCACUACUAUGUAGCUCUAUAAAAGCAACCAUAACUUCAUUGAAAGUUAGAUGCGCUUAGGGUUGUUUUGCCAUCUCUACCUUUUGAUUUUGUGACUCUCUCUGGAACAGGAAAAUGUAUGCAGCUGUCACGCUCUUCGUCUUCAUGUGCUUGACUGCCACCACCCAUGCAGAGCACCAUCAGCCUUGCCAUGCACCCAAUAUGACAGGACACAUGUCAGUGAUGUCCCUAAAGGGUGAAAUAAGAGCAAUUGGUGCGUUCACUUACGAUUCGAUGGGCAAGAAACUGCGCUUCAAGUCAAAUGAGAGCUCCUCCAUUAACACGUCACUAGAUUUGGAUCUACUGAUGUUUUUUGAAGAGGGGAUAUUCUAUGAGAUUGACAGCAAAAACCAGAGCUGUGAGAAAAAAUCAUUGCAAUCAACCCUGGAACCGGUAGAUAUUCCCGAUGAUGCCAAGUUCUUAGCUUCAAUGCAUGCUGGGAGUUCAUCCAUCGAAGGGGAGGGACUAAAGGUCAACAUAUGGACAGGAUCGAUGCCAGACAUGAAAGGCCACUACUCCAUGUCUGUAACCAUGGGAUGUUUGCCUGUGAGCACAUUCUACUUCACCGAGUCCACGUCACUCUUAUUCAGCAACAUGGAUGUUGAACUCGAGAUCAAGGACCCCGAUCAGCUCGUGGUGCCCUCCUUUUGUCUUGGACUGCCAUUGGAGGAGACACCUGAAGGGACAGUAAAUAGUUUCUUCAAUGAGUUCAUGUAGAUGUAGCCUCACCAUGCAUCAAAAAAUAAAAUCAAACCCUUAUCCAAGUGUGGCCUGCCAGAACUUAGACUUUUCUCUCCUUUUUCCCGUGUGACCCGAGUUUUUCGUGUAUCACUGCACUGCAUCACACCUGUUUGAUCUUCCACUCCCCCUAUGAAGAUAUGGCUUUGAAGGGAUCAUACUGUAUACAUGUUUUCAUUUAAAGGAAAGAGAAGUGACAUGGUUUAUAGAAUUAGUCAUAAUUACUAACAGUUGAUGGAUUUUCAAGUUGGUACCGCUUACAAAACCUGUAAGAUAUGAUUAAUGGAACAAUAAAAUGUCAAAGCUG
Messenger RNA from Scomber japonicus (chub mackerel), 1103 nucleotides. RefSeq names its product ependymin (gene epd). The record is from RefSeq and is a predicted model, not a curated record. NCBI's taxonomy places the organism in Eukaryota, Metazoa, Chordata, Actinopteri, Scombriformes, Scombridae. Gene Ontology annotation, biological process: cell-matrix adhesion. Gene Ontology annotation, cellular component: extracellular region; lysosome. The transcript is spliced from 6 exons. The coding region runs from base 134 to 775 and encodes 213 amino acids. Gene Ontology annotation, molecular function: calcium ion binding.